Messenger RNA from Opisthorchis viverrini, 393 nucleotides. RefSeq lists its product as hypothetical. The transcript is spliced from 2 exons. The record is from RefSeq and is a predicted model, not a curated record. The annotation marks the transcript as partial. Lineage: Eukaryota; Metazoa; Platyhelminthes; Trematoda; Opisthorchiida; Opisthorchiidae.
AGCCAUUACACGAACCUAAAGAUUCGUGGAUCGAACCCAACCUCAGUAUAUCGACUGAUACUGUCUAGGCUUGGGCCACCUAGCAGUAUACCAGCCCUCGAGCCUCCUACCGUUGGGAUGGAAGCCGGGCACCGAAAGGGUGCUACAACUGAACGACUUGAUUUGAUUAUUUCACGGAGAGUCAUUAGAAAGAUGGAACAUCAGACCAUCCCACUUCAUUCCUACGAUAAAUAUAAGGUUACACAGGCGGCUCAGUGGCUAGAGCACUGGUCUUGUAAACCAGGGGUCGGGAGUUCGAUCCUCCCUGGGGGCAGCCCGCUUUUCGUUUCGAAAACUGUUCCCGGCGCAUUGCCAUCGUCUCGAAUACGCACCCGAGGUCUUUCAGACUGCCGU